AUGAUUUUAGGUGUGAUCCUAACUGCUGGAACAGCUUGUCAUAUUUUUGGUGGAGUAGUGGCAAUUUACCCGUAUGGACUUGGAUUUUUUAUACCAAUGAGUAUUGGAACUAUAUUGAUUACUAUGGGUUCUGUAGUUGUUCCUAUUACAAUUUCUGCUGCAAUUCCGACACAUAUAGCACAAAUACUACAGGCUGUUGCUGAAGAAUCAGCGAAAUAUUCAUCGAGAUCUUCAAUGCCGUGUAGUUGGAGAUUAGGUACUUCAAGAAAUUGUGGUGGACCAUAUGGAAAUCAACUAACAUAUAAUUUAAUCAUUGAUAUUGGUCGUUCUCUUCCAGCAGAAACUGUCAAUCAAAUACAUUAUUCAAGUAAAGUUGCACCUGCACCAAUGUCGGUUUCUGAACAACAAGAUAAUUAUGCACCUCCUGCUUAUUGUAUUCCAGUUGCAACAGUUUGUUCACAAUGUAAUGCAUUACGACAAGAUCUUUCAGCUAAAUUCUGUUCAACUUGUGGACAUCUAUUUGAUAGAUAUUGA
Molecule: messenger RNA, 534 nt
Organism: Adineta steineri
Lineage: Eukaryota; Metazoa; Rotifera; Eurotatoria; Adinetida; Adinetidae
Source: the annotation of a GenBank genome assembly